CUAGACGAUUUUAAUAGAUGAUUACACCUAGAGAGAGUGUGACUCUUGUUUUUAUAAAUAGGGGCGUUAAAAGAAUGAAACUUAUGUAAAUGGAUUAUAAUUCGUAAAAGGAAGGCACUGUACCAGAACUAUGACGAUGGGGCUCGGAAUAGAUACCUACUUUGAGGCACAACUCGUCGGUCGAAAAGAUGAACUUCGCGAUUUGAAAGCUGCAUGGAACAAAAAAUUAAGAAUGUUCGGAAUUUUUGGGAUGCGAUCUGUUGGUACAUCAAGGCUAGCGAAGGAGUUUCUGGCUAGUGUCUCGGGCCAAUAUGAUGAACUAGUCUACGUUAACCUAAAGGAGACCAGCGACCUUGCCGCGAUGUACGUCAAUAUAUGCGCUCAGGUAACUGUUUCUAUUGAAUCUCGUCCAACCGAUGUCAAGUCGUGGGAAAGCAUGAUUGUCUCUGCUGUUUCCACUAGAAAAACGCAAUACGUGUUCUUUUUUGACAACGGCGAAUACUUUCUUGACGAGGGAGCCGAAACUCGCGACCCUCUUCAAGAUCUCGUUGUUGCUCUUAUAAAACAGAACAAUAUCAAAAUUAUGAUUACUUCUUCAACGACGUUCCAGCUGGCGAGUUUGUGUGGUUUGUACCACGUGUGCGAGCUGCAACCGCUAAAGCCAGCAGAGACAUUGGAGUUACUGAGAGCCGAAACACCCGGGAUGGACUUCGGCGAAUACUUGAAACCUAUUGCUGAACUGAGUGAAGGUUUACCGCGUUUGAUUUUUAUGAUAACGUCUGAGCUUCGAUGUGACGGAGGCAUGUUGACGCCGAAGGAUAUGGCACCACUGCUAGCGGAAUACAGACUGAUGGUCCUUAGUCGAGAAUUUUACCCCGCGAAGAUAGAGUUGGUAGGUGCCUCUUACACUACACCUGACAUUUACCGGCAGUUCAUCACGCGCUUGAGUCCCGUGCUUCAGAGACGGUUCUCGGCAUUGGAUUAUAUCCCAGGCUCGUUCACUGCAGAAGAGGCCAGAUCGCUCCUCGAUUUCCCGACGGAAGUGAUGGUGAAGAACAACGUUCUGGUCCCCAAACGUAGGCGUCACUUCAUUACCUAUGAUCCCGCGAAUAAGCGUUUCAACAUACAGGGAAUCUUGCGGGAGUGUCUCAAGACAUUUUUUGCUUUGCGGAACACUCCAGAAAUCCGCAAGCGUUUUUGCCAAACGUUCACGGAGGUAAUGACUAGCAUAUCUCGACGUUUUACGUCUCAUGAGUAUGCGAGCGCCUUGGCGGACUUUGCAUUUGAGCAGCCCAACCUGCAGAAGCUUUUGCUGGAGAUACAGUACACAACACAGGACACUUACACGUUCUUUAUUCGGAUCGCUACUGAGUCCACAGAGUUUAUCGAAAAAUAUCUCGCAGCAUCGACAAGCGGCUUGUGCAGAUUCCCGGAAGUUCUGAGGGGGAGUUGGAUGACGUCACAUGCGGGUAUGGUAAACUUCACGGAAAGUCACAUCCUUGGGCAUGAUCUGCGUCCAAUCCUGAUGACGAUUGACUUUCAGUGCGAAACGUACAGCGCAACUCUUGACAAGUACUUUCUGAAGUCAACUACCGAAUUUAAAGUUUUCGACGUGACAUUGAUCGUGUACAUGUGCCUAGAGUUACAUCAGAUAUCCAGCAACAAGUUCUGGUACCAUCUGGGAUCAAACAUGCUUACGAACCCCGAGUAUAGACUGUAUGCAAAGCCUUCCAGCGUAACGGUUGGUCUGCAAGAUGCUUGCAACAGGGUGGAGCCAUACAGCAUUGGAACGUUCUAUACACUUAUCAAGGAAGGGGCAGCGGAAGAAGGGCUGGCGGAAGCCACUUGUCCCCAGGAUUUUCUCCGCACGUUUUCCAAUGGUACCCUGACGAACGCCGUUGGUGACGUAAGCUGUUCUAGUGACGGUUUUGACGUCUGCUCAGACCCGACGUACAGGACGUUACUGAACGUAUCGUACAGCUCAGCGUGUGACUCGUCAUUAAAAUUAGCCGAUGGCGGUGUUAGCAUAUGUCUUUUGGACAAGUUGAACGAGACAACGGGCGUGAGGUACCUUCACGUGUGGAACAACGAUACGGCGCUGAAGCCUGGGGUUCGGAGAAUAAACUGCUAUGCAUACACAGUUAGUGUUGACGGACUCAAUGCUACGAUAUAUCCAGAGGCGUGUCACGAAGGGCAGACAGACACCUACGUCAUAAAUCGAGGGGUCAAACUGAGAUAUGACGUAAUCACAGGUACAUUUCUGCUACCUGUCGUGACGGACACUGUCUAUCCUGGUUCCCAAAUCGCGUAUUACGUGGCCAUCAUCGGAGGUGCCUUGGGACUUAUCCUCAUCACUUUCCUUAUAGUGUGCUUGAUUUACAAGACAAGAUGCCGCUGCUGCAAAUGCGUCAACACAAAAUUCCGAGUGGGGCAUUCGGAAUCUUCGCUCUCCUCCUAUCUGUCUUCCAUGGAAAACGGUGAGGAGGAAAUGACGUCGUCUACUAAAAAUAGACAAACUCAUUUGACAAAUCACGGGACAGCGCUUGAUGGAAAAACAGGGAGAGAUCUCGAGAAAUCGGCGGAGUCCAAAACGAAAUCAAAGAGAAGGCGCUCUGAGCACAAGGGCGUGAAACCAAACGACAUAUGGGUUGCUAAGAAACCGAUUAAACUAGGACCAAUUGUAGAGCCGUAUAUGAUGCCGCCGCCAAAGGUGGAGCUUCUUUACAUGGUGGAGCCUAGGCCGACAACCGCCCGGACUUUCUUGAGCCAGCGGUCACUGUUCGCGAGUAAGGCUAGCAUACGACAUACAGACGACCGGCGACCAGCAGACGACCGGCGACCAGCAGACGACCGGCGAUCAGAGAACACAGAUUUGGCGCGCGGAAGUGACGUCAUAUAUUUCAUUAUCGCUGCAGACGUGGACAACUCGACCGGAGAGAGGUUCUACUUUGGACCCCCGGUCGGGGUCACCUUAUCGGCGGGCUGCAAUCGAACGGACACUCGAUCUGGGGGCGAAUACGAGCUCUUUAUUAAGAAAGACAAUCUGAGUGAAGCGCUGACGGCGUGCCCAGGGUCGCUGAUGUCGCAGUUCUGGGUGGUGGUCACCAGUAGCGCGGCGGUCAACUGCUCGAACACGACACUUGAUGGACAGCAGCCGGGCCUCCUCGCAUUCAACUACUCGUCAUGCGUGACCGGAAUGUUCAACAAGGGCGGCAUUCUCCAGUGCCUCUACAGUACCUCCUCAGACUACACCUACGUCACUCUGUACAACAACGACACGACCGUCAACGGUGUCACCACGUACCAGUUUACGUGCAUGGCACUGAGCAAGAGUGGUUCCCUGCUAACGGCCAGUGAGUAUCCGAAGAGAUGCCACACCGGACAGACACCCACCAGCGUCACCUCGCCCGGGAUAUUGUACAACAUGGCCGACCUGCUUAACGCAGACAACAGCAGCAGUAGCAGCAACAACAACGUCCUCAUCAUAGUGUUAUGUACCAUCGGCGGCGCCAUCGUCAUCGCCAUCAUCAUUAUUAUACUAUACCUCAAAAUCUUCCGCAAAAAAGAGGAGGCUCCAAAGAUUCGUAAAGCCAAGUCUAAGAUCUCCAUAACUGAUUACACGCCGCGCAUGGAGCGGGUCUCCUCGCUUGAGAAGGGCGUGAAUCUGGUGAACAAGCAGAGCUCAGGGGAGGUCCUCACGGGCAUCAUGGAGGGUCGGAAGAACAAAAAGGUCAUGGGAGACGCGUAUGAGCCGCCUAAGAAAGAGAAAUGGCAGAAGCAGUGGGAAAAAUCGCCCCGGCUAGACGGCUCACUGAAGGAAAGCAAGCGGAAAUCCGCGUCAGCCGUGAACAUUCCAACUCACGAGUUAGACAAAGCAUACACCGUCGCGUCGUCCCUGCCCGAGAGCGUUGACCUCCCAGAUAUCCCACAGGACACGGCGAAACGGCGCCCAGCCGACGGCGUACCGGUCUUCUCGACGCGAUUAGGCGUCCUGGAAAAAUCCCACGCAUCGCCGAAAAUUCCGCGCAGUACGGGCAAGUUUGGUGGCAGUCCAGACAGCUAUCAGUUCCCCGAAGAAGGUGUGCCUUCCCCGCCCGAGCCGCGGUUAGAUACUAUAACAGAAAACCCGUUUUCCCGCGAAAACACUGGGACGUCAGGGCUUGCCAAGUCGUUGAGGGAACAUCCAGAUAUGAUAACCGGUUUAAAGAAUCGCGGAGCAGACUCGAUGAACACCUUCCGUACCACGAGCACAGCGUCGGCUUGGCAAAUUAAAUGGGAAACAACGAUGCGACCCAAAACCCCAUCGCCUGUCAUGAAGAAAAAAUAUCGUCGGUCGAAAACGCCCGUUAAAUUAUUUCAAAAUACAUUCGAUUACUUUAAAUUAGAGGACAAGAAAAAAAACAUUCCUGAACAUUUGGUUAAUAAUAUCGAAAAAAUGUCUCCUGUAUGCAACAUCCCAAAUGAAUUUGUCGGAGGAGCAGACGUCAUACACUAUGAAAAUAAAAUACAAACUGAGAUGCGUAUUGCUGUAGACCCCUUUAACGAAACUGCCAAACCAGACAACGCUAAUGCAACGAAUACACGUCAUGAGCUUCAUAACUAUGAUAAUCCACGCGACAUUAGGCACGUGACAAUACAAUCUUCUGUCGAUAUGACAAAGGAAAAAGAUCUGAUUUCCAUCGGGAGCACUCUUAGCAGAGAUUCUGAAUUAGACAUGGCGGCAUAUUCAACGUUAAACGUCUCCGGGAUAUCCAUGGAUAUAGCCGACGGGGAUUCAAUAAGUCUACACGCGGAGCUUUUCUGGCCCAGCGAAUGGCUGUACGCCGAGGACCUGCAUAUGGAGGACAUUUGGCGAAAGGGGGCGCGGUCGGUGAACAGCAAACGCAAACGGGACUUUCGGCAGUUCCUGGGGGUGGAGCAUGAACGCAUCGCUAGCAAUGAAAAGUCAAAUAUGAACUAUGCGAAAAGCGCAUUUAAUGAAAGGAAGCGCCGAGUCUUGAAAAGAAAGUCUAAACAACCAUGAGCGUUUAUGCCCGUUUAAAAACAUUUAUAUGAGUCUGUUGUGCCUGGUUUUGUUACAUUUAUAUUAAUAUGGUUUGUUGGAAUGUAUGUGUACACGAUUAUUUCGUAAGCCAUGCAACUAUGUUGUCUAUAUCUAGUAUGCUUGCUUAUAUAUUCGAAAUCGUCAUCGUGUACGAAGUACGACAAUAUAUGAAACAGGCUUCACAUUAAUAUCAUUAUAAACAUUUACAGUUGCAUGCGCAUGUACAUGUAUAUAUUCAUAUUUGUUAUUAAAACUAUACGUGUUACUCUUUGAACUUACAUAACUAUUUAUAUGUACCAUGGUAAUUUUAAUAUUAAUAAUAUUUAAUCAU
Dreissena polymorpha is the source of this 5375-nucleotide messenger RNA. RefSeq lists its product as uncharacterized. The transcript is spliced from 20 exons. The coding region runs from base 131 to 5023 and encodes 1630 amino acids. Lineage: Eukaryota; Metazoa; Mollusca; Bivalvia; Myida; Dreissenidae. The record is from RefSeq and is a predicted model, not a curated record.